ACUUUAUGCCAGUUUCAAGUAAUAUACAGUUUUUGUUGCGCGUUAUUAUUUUAGGCUGCAAUAGGAGCAAGUGAGAUGGCAUUCUUUAUCUUACCUCUUAUCUUAUCCAAACGGUGCUCCCGUUUAUCCGUUAUCCUUAUCCGCCAAUUAUUUUGUAUUUGGAAAACAGCAAUGGUUUUGUUUACGACCGAUACAAACGAAUAAUAUAUACAACAAUAAUAAAAGAAUACAUAUUUUAUUUCGACAUCGACACUAUGACUUCGCGUAAACAAAGUUUUUAUGGCUAGUCUGUAUACAAUUUUUCGACCUUAGCCACUGGGACCUUUAUACUAGUAAGUGGUUAGUGUGGUCGAGGAUCUCUUUAGGUUGAAGGCAUAGCACCAUCUAUCUUUCUCCACGAAUUUAACAUGAACACUUGAUACAAUUUUCUUGUGUUUUUAUAAACACUUCCAUAUAUCUUAUAUUAUAACAACAAACCUGAUACAGGAAAACAGUUUAUCAAUUCAAUUAAUAUUUCACACAAUUGUAUAAUAAUUUAACAAUUGCAUAAUGUCUUACAAUCUGAUUAUCUUAUUUUAAAAGAGCACGUACUUAUCGUUACCGUUCAACACUUUAAAUGCAGAUGCAUAACAAUUAGCAAUUUAUAACCUCGAAACCAAAAAGAUCGAAAUGAAGAAUUCGCUUGGUAUUUAUAAUCUAUGUCAAAAAAAAUUAUAAGAACCUCAUUUACAUUGAAAAAUAAUGGAGUGGCAAAUAAUUAUAUUUGCCGCCAUUUUUGGCGUUACUCUUGCAAUGGAGAAUAAUUUGAUAGUGACAACGACGGAGGGCCAAGUUCAGGGUAGUUUAGCAUCCAGUGGCUUAUAUUAUGAGUUUUUAGGGAUUAGAUAUGCUGUACCAAUCAAAUUUCGGGCACCAGCACCACCUGAAUCCUUCACUGGUAUCUACAAAGCUGACAAUCGCGCUGUUCUUUGCCCCCAAUUUCCCACAUACGAUCCGCUCGCUGCCCCAAGCGAGAACGAAGAUUGCCUUGUUCUCAACGUAUUUACCCCUGCAUUCAUUAACUCUACUUGUCCCGUAAUGGUCUUUCUCCAUGGAGGAGAUUUUGGUGUCGGUUCCUCUACGCCAAUAUUUUAUGGGCCGCAGUUUCUCAUCAGCCAUGGCGUUAUAGUAGUAACAGUUAACUAUAGACUGAACGCUUAUGGUUUUCUCAAUUUAGGCAUCAAAGAAGCACCAGGAAAUGCUGGGUUGAAGGAUAUAAGGGCGGCGUUGCGGUGGGUACAGAAGAACAUUAAGAAUUUCCGAGGAGACCCUAAUAAUGUGACUGUUUUUGGUCAAGGCAGCGGUGGAGUAGCCGCUAUUUACCUGACUAUGUCGCCAAGUACGAAAGGAUUGUUCCAUCGAGUUAUAUCUGAGAGUGGAUCCCCAUUUUCCCCUCACGUUUUCGACCAUAGUCCACUCAAAACAGCUAGUCAUUUAGCCAAGUCUCUUAGUAUGAAAUCUGAAGAUCCAAAAACUCUGCUCAAACUUUACAGGGAUACUCAGAUAAGCAAAGUAGAAGAGGCAAUAGGUAAUCAAAUGAAUGCUAAAUCAGUAUUCCUUCCAUCUGUAGAAAAAGUGUACAAAGACGAAGAACCAUUUUUGACUGAUACUCCAUUUAAUAUUCUCUCAAACAGACCUGAGUAUUUCCAUCCAGUACCAGCAAUUAUUGGUAUAAAUACUGUCGAAGGUCUGUCUUCUAUUUUAGACUAUAAUACAGUUACAGGCCAAAUGGAUAGAAUACAUCACGAAGACUUUUCAGCGUUGGACCAAAGGAACUUCAAUCCUGAAGACAAAGAAGAUUUCCGAAAUAUGUUAAGAGAUACGUUCUUUUCUGAAAUAUCAAAUGAUGAAGCUUUGGUGGGUGGCUUGGUAAACCUGAACACAGAUUUCUGUCACGUGGGUCCAAUGUCGUUAUUUGCAGAUCUAUACGGGAAUAAUACAGAUUUAUAUCAGUAUUUAUUCAGUUAUGUUGGUAACAGAAAUCUUGGUCGUAUAUUAACUAACAGUACACUGGAUGCCACAGCAAAUUUGGACGAGUUAUUUUAUGUGUUCGAUUUGGAUAGACUGCCUUUGGAAAUGGAUGAAAAUGACGCCAGAAUUAUUACUUUCAUGACGCAGAUGUGGACAAAUUUCGCUAAAUUUGGAACCCCAACUCCCGACGUAUCAAAUGGAGAAUGGCUGCCGUAUCCCCACCAUUUAGAAAUAAACUUAGAACCACAAUACGUGGCGCCUCUCACGCCUGAGAGAGCACAAUUCUGGCGCGCACUCUUUUACAAAUAUGGCGCUGUUAUGUCAACUAAAUAAUUUUAUGUCACAGCCGUAUUCAUAAACGGUUUAAGGUUUAAAUCCAUUUGGAAGUCAAUAUAUACUUUCCCAUCGUUUUAAAUAUAAUUAAGAUAAUUUACAAAUAUAUAUAAUUUAUUUAAUGAAUGUAAGAUACACAGAUACACUCAGUCAGUGUUUCCGGCAAGACCGAGAGAGACUUUUUACUGAGUAUUAGACUCGCACUGUCCAGUGUCAACAACAUCCCAUUGUCCGCUUGCUUAGCUCAAUAGUUUUCUGGACUCUUCGCCGGUUGCUGUUAAUUUUAUAAAAAAUACUUAAAGGAACCACAGUUUUAUAAUAUUAUUAGUUUAAAUUUGGCCAUACAUUAGCUGUAAAGAAAUAAAUAAAAUCUUAGAGGUGAGACACAACUCAUAUCUCUCUAUUAGUUAUAUUAAGUAGGUAUUUCCAAACCCGUACGACUGAGGGGUCUUCAUAAAGCGAGUUAAGAGCCACCAACGCACCCUCUUAAGUAAACCUCUUGACGUUUCAAGUAUAAGUAAGACACAACUUAUUCAAUACAAAAAGUCCUCUGGGAGUUGUGCUAAAUUGUGGGCCACUCGACUGUGAGGAAGUUUCAUGGAACUGGUUCGCAGUACGCCUUAUGUUCUCGUGUUUUUUUCACAUGUGUAUAUCCAUUGUAUAAUACUUCAUUGGCGUCCUUGUAAAAUGUGUGAUGUUUGAGAGUAAAGAUAAAAUAUAUUAUUAUGAAUAGGUUGUCAAUAAAUUAUAA
This is a messenger RNA of Pieris brassicae (large cabbage white), 3094 nucleotides long. RefSeq names its product acylcarnitine hydrolase-like. NCBI's taxonomy places the organism in Eukaryota, Metazoa, Arthropoda, Insecta, Lepidoptera, Pieridae. Bases 742 to 2343 code for a protein of 533 amino acids. The record is from RefSeq and is a predicted model, not a curated record. The transcript has 4 exons.